AGUCCGGACGAGCUCGUUUCCGCUUGAGCACAACGACUUGAAACUUCUGGCCCUGGACGGCUAAAUCGCCCCGGAAUGGUGUCGACACGGUCGGUUACAUGGACCUGCCUGCUCAUCCAGCUCGUCCUGUCCGCGGCCUGCCUCGUCGCGUCGAUGGCCGUAAUUGCUGCGAAGCUGCAGUCCGUGUCCAUUUACGAGGACAAGCAAUAUGUCAGUCUCGAAUGGUGGGCGUUCUCGUGCAUGAGCUUCGCGAUGAUCCUUGCUACUGUGAUUUCGAUGUUUGGUCUGUCUGGAGAGCGAAAAUCUCUACUUGCACCACAUCUAUUUCUGCUCUUUGUAUUCUGUCUGUUUGUUGCCCGAGUGAUCACUUCGGUAAUAUUAGAGUUUGACUUCUCUGAACCAGAUUGGGUGCUACGAAUCUCGAUAUUAGCUGUAGCUGAGGUGUUUUUGGUCUGUUCGCUGCUUUGUGAAUUCCAAACGCUCAAUAGUGUUAUGUCAUAA
Cylicocyclus nassatus is the source of this 501-nucleotide messenger RNA. The record is from the annotation of a GenBank genome assembly. Lineage: Eukaryota; Metazoa; Nematoda; Chromadorea; Rhabditida; Strongylidae.